ACCCAGACGCAGCAGGCCAAGUUCCUGACGUGGCAGUUUGAUGGCGAGUACCGAGGAGAUGACUGUACAGCCACUCUGACCCUGGGGAAUCCCGACCUGAUUGGGGAAUCGGUGAUCAUGGUGGCUCACUUCCUGCAGAGCCUCACCCAUCGGCUGGUGCUGGGAGGAGAGCUAGUUUAUCACCGGAGGCCAGGCGAAGAGGGCGCCAUCUUGACACUGGCUGGGAAGUACUCGGCGGUACACUGGGUAGCUACAUUGAAUGUGGGAUCAGGUGGGGCCCAUGCAAGUUAUUACCACAGGGCCAACGAACAGGUCCAGGUUGGAGUGGAAUUUGAGGCCAACACAAGGCUACAAGACACAACCUUCUCCUUUGGUUACCACCUGACUCUGCCCCAGGCCAACAUGGUAUUUAGAGGCUUGGUGGACAGUAACUGGUGUGUGGGUGCUGUGCUGGAGAAGAAGAUGCCCCCCUUGCCUGUCACCCUAGCCCUUGGAGCCUUCCUCAAUCACUGGCGCAACAGAUUCCACUGUGGCUUCAGCAUCACUGUGGGCUGAGGGGGUCCCAGAGCCAGCCCCCACAGACGCUGGAACCUCCAAGUCAGGUGCCCUAGGGCCAGAGACUAGGCCCCCUCUCCAGAGCCCACCUUGCCGAGUGACCUGUGGGUCCCAGGAGCAGAGUGGGGGACAGGACCGUGCCCUCCUCAGAACUGGAGCUGCCACAGGGGCAGCUGCUGAGGCAGUGGUGUGAGGCCCCCACCUCUGCCACUGGCCCCAGGCUCCUCUUCCCAUGCUCUUGUGGCUCUGGACUAAGGGAGAAGGAUUAAGGGGUGUGUCUGGCCAACUUUUCUCCCCUCACUAACCCCCUUCUUCGUUUCCCUAUCGAUUAAAGCUCCUAGGUUCUUCCUCCUCAGAGCAGAACAGUCUGCAUGGGAUUAGCUCCCUACCCUGUUUUCCAUCCCAGAGUCUCCCAGGGCUGGGAAGAGGACGGCUGAAGGGCUAAAUCUUUGACCUCAGAAAGUCCCCCCCGCCCCCAUUCCCAGAAGGAGCUUCUUUACCUCUUAGCCCUGAGGCUUCCUCCUUCCCCAUCUUCCAUGCUUCCAGAGAACAACUCUGUCCCCGUGAUCAUCCCCCACCAACCCCGAGACUGCAUGAAGAGGCAGUUAUUGCUUUAGUCUUUCAUUGCAACCACUGGGCUCCCUUUCUACUGGUUCCAGCCUCUGGCCCCAGCAUUUUCCCCUUUCCAGUCCAACGUGUGAAGUUGGCUGGGCUGGGGAAGGAGGCAAGCUGGGGCCUCAGCUGCAGAUCUCCUGGAGCAGUGGCAUCAUGGCGGACAGUCCCUGGAUGUGCUGGAUUUGGUACCCAUAUGCGUUGUUAAUGCUCCGGAGCUCAGCCAACAGGCCCAGCAGCUUCGCAUACAGAAACCUUUGGAGGAAGUAGUGGGGUCACCAGGGAAAGAGGAAAGUUAGGUAGCUGAGAGUCUUGUCUUGAGGUCUUGCUCCCCUGAACUUUCCCUCAGUGAAGCUAGGUCUGAACACUAGAGAAACUCAUGCUCUGGUAUGAAAUAUUUAUCAAAAAUUCCAAAGGUUCCCGAGGUCUUCUCUCACCAUGCUGUUUUUCUUGAACCCAGAGGUCUGAGGGCCAAGUGUGAAGAAAGCCCCAAACUUGGUCAGAACUUCACCUGUGUGGAAUCUGUGGAUCUGGCCUUCUAGAGGAGGUUCUAGAAGGUGGGUGUGUUCUAUGGUCUAAAGCAUCCGUCUUCUGGCCAGACUGGCUCAUUGAGGAACAAACGAGAACAAGCAGAGUGUACCUCAGAGCCUGGAUAGAUCAUGGACUGUUGAGCCAGGGACUGGCUUUGGCCAUGAAACUGAAUGACCAUAAUAACUUCAAGGGGGAUGAAAAAUUAAAGGAAUGGGCCAAUGGAGAGGAAGGGAAGGGCGAAGGAAAGAGAGCAAAUGAGAAUCUUGGAAGGCUGCUUUAGCCUGCAGAGUUGGAUGGGUAAGGUGAUGGAUGCCAUCAAUCUCAGGAAUGCUAUUAUACAGAGCCUGCGAGCUACUACUUUGCAUCUCUACUGAAUAAAAAAAAAAAAAAAUCUGGAAAAAAUCAGAUGAAACAGCAGUAGGAGCGAUUUGGAUGCCAGAACCAUAUGAGGUGCGAGGGAAGGACUAGAGCCCCCAAGGGACCUGGUUUCCCAGAGGAAAGGACAGUAAAAGCAUUCCUCCUGA
Leptonychotes weddellii (Weddell seal) is the source of this 2222-nucleotide messenger RNA. The record is from RefSeq and is a predicted model, not a curated record. Lineage: Eukaryota; Metazoa; Chordata; Mammalia; Carnivora; Phocidae.